Kazachstania africana CBS 2517 is the source of this 1056-nucleotide messenger RNA. It is a transcript of the gene LCP5, whose product is annotated as small subunit rRNA maturation protein LCP5. Bases 1 to 1056 code for a protein of 351 amino acids. Lineage: Eukaryota; Fungi; Ascomycota; Saccharomycetes; Saccharomycetales; Saccharomycetaceae. The record is from RefSeq and is a predicted model, not a curated record. The transcript has a single exon.
AUGUCUGAAUUAAAUAAUUUAUUGAGGCAAAUUAAUGAAUCUUUAUCCGCCACUUCUGAGUCUAUCAAGAAUUUGAAAGCGGUGUAUAAUGAGGAAGGUAGAGAUGAAAGUAAAUUGAAAUUUUUAGAGAACUUUGAAAAUACAAAUGAGAAAGUGUCAUUACUGUCAUUGAAAAAUGGCUCCAUGCUUUCGUAUGUGAAUGCAUUACUUUUGCUAAUAGCCAACAAGUUGAAUGACAGAAAUGAUGAGGAUGAUGAGGAAUUUGAUCCGGUUGUUCAAAAGACUAUUGAAAAUAGAAUUGUUAUGGAACGUGGUAUCAGACCAAUAGAGAAUAAAUUAUCGUAUCAGUUAGAUAAACUGAUUAGAGCAUUUUUGAGAAUGGAAAAGGAGUAUAAUGACGCUGAAAAGCGUGCUCUUGAAAAAUCUCUUCAAAAUAAUGUCAGUGAUGAAGAGGAACAAGAUAGCGCGAGUGACAGCGAUGAAGAGGAGGAAGAAAUGGCAUAUAGACCUGGUAUGAUUAAGAGUAAAUCUUCUGGGGACGGAAAAGGAGAAGUAGAAGACAACAGUCAAGAAACAGAUACUUAUAAACCACCAAAGAUCAGCGCAAUGCUACCACCAGAAUCCAUUACCUCAAGACAUUUUGAGGAUAAAUUUAAUGCUAGAGAACAUAAAGAUCGUAGCAAUCUCUCACGUAUGCAAGCGAUGGAGGAAUAUAUCAAAGAGCAGUCAGACCAACCAGAUUGGGGCAGUUCCAUCGGUUCGAAUAUUGUUGAUCACGGUAGAGGUGGUGUCAAAUCCAGUAGAGAUACAGAAAAGGAAAGAAAAAUACAGCAAUAUGAAGAAGAUAACUUCACAAGACUUAAUGGAAGUGUCAUGGGUGCUACAAAGCAAGAAAGAAGGAAAAAGAAACAGAGAGAAAGAAUGGCUAAGGUCAAUGUCAUUGGGGGUGAAGAUUUCAGCAUAUUCAAUUCAAAGAGAAAAUUAGAAGACAGCACAUCAAGACGUAAUAAUAAGAAGCCAAAGUCAGCUUGGGAUAGAGCUAAGAAGAGACUAUGA